CAGAUAGUGAAAGCUAGAGCUUCGUUGACACAGGAGUUGCAGAACAGAACCAAGGCAAAGCCAGAACAAGACUGGUCUGGAAGGGACGCGUCAUAUUCAAAUGACAUAGCUAACGUAUCACAUGAGAGAAGCAAUUCUGUUCCUACUGAUGCUCAAUCUGAACCUGUGCCCCUUGAGACAUCUGCCAUCAAACAAACCACUUCGACGGAGGAUGCUGAUAUUGAGACAGAGAAGCACCAAGUGCACAGUACUGAAAUCCCAAUCAUAGACAAAUCUGUCAUUGAGGAAGGGCCAGUAAACUCAGCCAAAGAACAAACUCUGCAUUCUGAUGCUUCCUCUAGAGUGUUGGUAGAACAAUAUGAAGAUGAUGGUGAUGAUUGGUUGAAGGAUGAAAGCUCAGAGAUAGUCGGUGCUGGAGGAACCACUAUCCCUGUUGAGAAUGAAGAGGAUGUGUCAUUCAGUGAUCUCGAGGAAGAUGAUGGGGAUGUUCCGACAAGUUACAAGAAAAUGACAUACGGAUCCGAUUCGUCGACAAAAGAGUCGCGAGAUUGGGUUCAGUUGAGCAGGAGCUCAAGUGACUCAACUAAGGAUGUCAAUGCUGUUAGUGUUGAACGUGCUGGAUCGCAGCAGGUAAGUGCCCAUAAUCCUCGGAUGAAGGAAUCGAAUGACUGGCUUGACGUUGAUGAGAUUGAUAUAGAAUAGAGUCACUCACUCUGAAAGAUGUCUCUCAAUAAUGCAUUAUGUGCUCAUUGCCUACUAUCUCAAUGUUGUGAAUAGAUUUUACUUGUUUCUUCAGUCUCCUUUUGAACUCUGCAAAGUGUAUUUUUGUAUAUAAAACCGGAUCAUGAAACUGGAUGUUUAUUUAUCAUAAGUGCAAUUACAUGUAAUGGUGAUGUCUAAAAAAUGUGAGAAAAUUUGUCACAGCAAUAAUUCAUGUUAUAUUUAUAUGA
Messenger RNA from Camellia sinensis, 950 nucleotides. The record is from RefSeq and is a predicted model, not a curated record. NCBI's taxonomy places the organism in Eukaryota, Viridiplantae, Streptophyta, Magnoliopsida, Ericales, Theaceae.